GAACUAUAUAUAGAGAGAGAGAGAGAGGAGUGAGGACGGUGAGAACUGUUAUCGACGUCGUCAUUAGAAACAAGAAGAAGGUAGAGAUAGAGAUAGAAAAGAAACGAAAUACUGGAAUUGGCGGUUUAUUUUCACAUUCCAGAUUAUGGAUGAUAAAAAGCAAUCAAAGGAAGUUGCAUUGGAUGAUCUAACAGGUGAUUCGAGACAAGAACAACCCAUCGUAGAUGAAAAUGUGGGGCAAGUUGUUUCGGCCGAAGUGAACAUGGAAGCUUCCAUUUCAUCAGACGAUGUGACGAGGGCAGGAGGAUUUGGAGCUAGAGAUGACAUUAGCAGCUUUCUUCCGGUUGCAAGUGACUCAACAGAUUUCGAAGCUUCUCUUCGUGAUGCUCGAGAAUAUGAAGAUCCUCAAGAGGAGAUUAAGAGACCCGGCCUUGGAUGGACUGAAUCUAAAAAGUAAAAAUAAAAGAAAAAGAAAAAGAGACCAUUUUGCAUUUCAAAAUUACAAAAUGUGACUUUUUUUUAAUAUCAGGGUUUAUUCCUGGGAAGAUAGUAAUCACUAAUCAGCGUUCUUAGUGACUUUUUUUUUGUCCUCUUUUGUUGUGCAGGACUCUUUUUUAUAUAAUGUAUUUUAAAUGUUCCUUUUUUUAGACCUUGAAGAUAGCAUUCUUUGUUAUGAUUGAAUAGAGAUGUUUGGA
This is a messenger RNA of Impatiens glandulifera, 695 nucleotides long. RefSeq lists its product as uncharacterized. The transcript has 2 exons. Lineage: Eukaryota; Viridiplantae; Streptophyta; Magnoliopsida; Ericales; Balsaminaceae. Bases 146 to 457 code for a protein of 103 amino acids. The record is from RefSeq and is a predicted model, not a curated record.